Molecule: messenger RNA, 1857 nt
Organism: Vitis riparia (riverbank grape)
Lineage: Eukaryota; Viridiplantae; Streptophyta; Magnoliopsida; Vitales; Vitaceae
Product: probable leucine-rich repeat receptor-like protein kinase At1g35710
Exons: 2
Coding region: 1-1857 (618 amino acids)
Molecular function (GO): protein binding
Source: RefSeq, a predicted model, not a curated record
AUGCAGAGGCCUUGGUGGCCCUUUUCUGACUCAUUGGCUUAUGGAUACUACUAUCCAGGUUUUGAUGGCUCCUUAGCUGAAUUGGAUGACCAAGGAGCAUUGUACCCGGAUGUGAUCGAGUCUUGCUCACCGCCUGGCUGCAGAAGCUUUUGUGGCGCACAGAUGGAAGAUAGGCUUUCCCAGAUUGAUGCCAUACUUUUAUCUAAAGAAACAACAACGGCAUUGAUGAAAACGACUAACGGACUAAGGAAUUCAUUGCUUCCAAAAGAACCAAAGUCGGCAAUUCCCCUUUUAUUGAUUAUCGCUCAGCAUCGUUCCAUCGUUGUUGUAAAUGCAAAUGCUCCAUACAUUAAUAUGUGGUCCCAUCCCACCUUCCAUAGGAAACUUAAGGAAUUUAACCACUUUGUAUCUUAUGAAAACAAGCUUUCUGGUCCCAUCCCUCAUGAAAUUGGAUUGUUGAGAUCUCUUAAUGAUCUUGAGUUGUCAACUAACAAUCUUAGUGGUCCCAUCCCGCCUUCCAUAGGAAACUUGAGGAAUUUAACCACUUUAUAUCUGUUUGAAAACAAGCUUUCUGGUUCCAUCCCUCAAGAAGUUGGAUUUUUGAGAUCUCUUAAUGAUCUUGCUUUGUAUACUAACAAUCUCAGUGGUCCCAUCCCACCUUCCAUAGGAAACUUAAGGAAUUUAACCACUUUGUAUCUUUAUGAAAACAAGCUUUUUGGUCCCAUCCUUCAUGAAAUUGGAUUGUUGAGAUCUCUUAAUGAUCUUGAGUUGUCAACUAACAAUCUCAGUGGUCCUAUCCCACCUUCCAUAGGAAACUUGAGGAAUUUAACCACUUUGUAUCUUUAUGAAAACAAGCUUUCUGGUCCCAUCCCUCAUGAAAUUAGAUUGUUGAGAUCUCUUAAUGAUCUUGAGUUGUCAAAAAACAAUCUCAGUGGUCCUAUCCCACAUUCCAUAGGAAACUUGAGGAAUUUAACCACUUUGUGUCUUGAUGAAAACGAGCUUUCUGGUUACAUCCCUCAUGAAAUUGGAUUGUUAAGAUCUCUUAAUGAUCUUGACUUGUCAUUUAACAAUCUUAGUGGUGCCAUCCCGUCUUCCAUUGGAAACUUGAGGAAUUUAGCUAGAUUAGUUUUUAUGUAUAACAAAAUCAAUGGCUCCAUUCCUCCGGAAAUGAGACACCUUACACAUUUGAAAUCUUUACAGUUAGCUGAGAAUAAUUUGACGGGCCAACUACCACAAGAGAUAUGUCUCAGUGGAGUACUUGAAAAUUUUACAGCUGAUGGAAACAGUCUCACUGGAUCUAUCCCAAAGAGCUUGAGAAACUGCACUAGCUUGUUCAGAGUUAGGCUUGAAAGAAACCAACUUGCAGGAAAUAUAACAGAAGAUUUCGGUAUAUACCCAAAUUUACGUUAUAUUGAUUUGAGCUACAACAACUUGUAUGGUGAGCUUUCACAUAAAUGGGGGCAGUGCAAGAGCUUGACAAGCUUGAAAAUCUCCAAUAACAAUAUUUCUGGUAUGAUACCACAUCAGCUUAGGGAGGCAACCAAACUAGAACAACUUGACCUCUCUUCAAAUCAUCUUGUUGGGGAGAUACCAAAAGAAUUAGGUAUGUUGAAGUCAUUGUUCAAUUUGGUGCUAGGCAACAACAAACUUUCAGGCAACAUUCCUUUGGAAUUAGGAAAUUUGUCCAAUCUUGCACAUCUUGACUUGGCAUCAAACCAUUUGAGUGGCCCAAUUCCCCAACAAGUUCGAAACUUUGGGAAAUUGUUGUCCUUGAAUUUGAGCAAGAAUAAGUUUGGGGGGAGCAUUCCUGUUGAGAUUGGAAAUGUGAUCACUCUUGAGAAUCUUGACCUUUGUUAA